Messenger RNA from Molossus molossus (Pallas's mastiff bat), 849 nucleotides. RefSeq names its product N-6 adenine-specific DNA methyltransferase 1 (gene HEMK2). Gene Ontology annotation, cellular component: eRF1 methyltransferase complex. The record is from RefSeq and is a predicted model, not a curated record. The transcript is spliced from 6 exons. Gene Ontology annotation, biological process: methylation. Gene Ontology annotation, molecular function: S-adenosylmethionine-dependent methyltransferase activity; nucleic acid binding; protein methyltransferase activity. The coding region runs from base 1 to 645 and encodes 214 amino acids. Lineage: Eukaryota; Metazoa; Chordata; Mammalia; Chiroptera; Molossidae.
AUGGCGGCGCCCGGCCUCCCCACGCCGCUGCACGGGCACGUGGGCCGCGGCGCCUUCAGCGACGUGUACGAGCCCGCGGAGGACACGUUCCUGCUCCUGGACGCUCUCGAGGCGGCGGCGGCCGAGCUCACGCGAGUGGAAAUAUGCCUGGAAGUAGGGUCAGGGUCUGGAGUGGUAUCCACAUUCCUAGCCUCCAUGAUAGGUCCUCAAGCUUUGUACAUGUGCACUGAUAUCAACCCUAAGGCAGCAGCUUGUACCCUGGAGACAGCACGCUGUAACAGAGUUAAUGUACAGCCUGUGAUUACUGAUUUGGUCCAAGGCUUGCUACCAAGACUGAAGGAAAAAGUUGAUCUUCUGGUGUUUAAUCCCCCCUACGCAGUGACUCCACCUGAAGAGGUAGGAAGUCACGGAAUAGAGGCAGCGUGGGCUGGUGGCAGAAAUGGUCGCCAAGUCAUGGACAGAUUCUUUCCACUGGUUCCAGAUCUCCUUUCGCCAAGAGGGUUUUUCUAUUUAGUUACCAUUAAGGAAAACAACCCAGAAGAAAUUCUGGAAACGAUGGAGACAAAAGGCCUACGGGGCACGACCGCACUUUCCAGGCGUGCAGGCCAAGAGCACCUCUCUGUCCUGAGGUUCGCCAAGUCCUGACCGCGAGUCUGCUGUUAUGUUGCACAAUGUAUAUGAUGUUGACUACGUGUAUGAAUACAUAUUAUAUUGGACAUAUAUGGGUUUAUAUAUAUAUAUAUAAACACAUAUGUUGAAGCUGAAUGUAGUCACCAUAUUUUGAAACUGAAGUAAUUUCUUUGUUAAGUAAAAUUGUCUUAAAUUUGUCAGAGGAAGGUGGGAGGGUAG